GAUAUUUUCUGCAUCGGAUUUGGAUUCCCCCUAUGUUUCUCUCUCUAAAAACCCUAACUCUCUCUCUCUGUAUACUCAUCUCUGUGUAUCUCUCUCUAGAUUUUCAUUUAAAGAAAAACUUCUUCGUUUUUAAUUAAAUUUUUUUUUAUUCCUCCCUCUCUCUCCUCUCUCUCUAGAGUCCUUUUGUUUUGGCGACUGUUCUUCGUUUGUUAUUUACUGGUAAUUUAGGCUUACGUCUGCUCUGUUAAGAAUCUCGAUUUUCUCUCUCUAGAAGCUCUACUCUCUCUCUCUCUCUCUCUAAACUCUUUCUGGAAGAUUGUCUUAGGUUUGGGGCCUUCUGUUGGAGUUUUGCCUUGGUUUCUAGGGUUUUUAAUGGUUGUAAACUUGAGUUAGAAUAGAGUAUAUUGGAAGGAUCUGGAUAGAUAAACAAUGGCGUCUGUGGACAAAGAGCUCGAAGAACAGCUUUUGGAAGCGGGGAAUAGGCUCCUCCAACCUCCGUCUUCCGUCGAUGAGCUCCUUCCUUUACUUGAUCGAGUUGAGAAUUUUCUAUCAAGGGUGGAGCAGUCACCAUCCAAACCGAUGCAAGCUGCAAUUUCUCCAUCAACUAAGGCAUUAGUUGUGGACGAACUUUUGAGGCAUCCAGAUGUUGAUGUGAAAGUUGCAGUUGCCUCAUGUAUCAGUGAAAUAACAAGAAUCACAGCACCAGAGGCUCCGUACAGUGAUGAUCAGAUGAAGGAUGUCUUUCAUCUGAUUGUAUCGUCUUUUGAAAAUUUAUCUGACAAGUCCAGUCGAUCUUAUAACAAAAGGACCUUGAUUCUCGAAACUGUAGCCAAGGUCCGGUCAUGUGUGGUUAUGUUGGAUCUGGAAUGUGAAGGGCUGAUUGUUGAGAUGUUUCAGCAUUUUCUGAAAGCAAUAAGUGAUGAUCACCCAGAGAAUGUCUUUUCGUCCAUGGAGACAAUUAUGACUCUUGUACUAGAAGAAAGUGAAGAUAUUUCUCUCGAGCUACUCACCCCCAUCCUAGCUAGUGUAAAAAAGGACAACGAGGAAGUUCUGCCAAUUGCUCGAAAAUUGGGGGAGAAAGUUUUGAAAAACUGUGGAGCCAAGCUUAAAACUUGCCUGACACAAGCAGUUGGAUCUUCGGGCCUUUCUUUAGACGACUACAGUGAUGUAUUAGUUUCUAUAUAUGAAGGAACAACUGAUGGUGUUGAGCAUAAUGACGACAAUGCUUUGGUAGAACAGUCGGCUGUUGAGGGCAAGUUGGCUCAGGCAUCUUCAGAAAAGGCAGCUCAGGCAUGUCACUCAGCUGAUGAGAGCGAGUUGGCUACAGCUUCUUCGGAUGAGGCAGCCCAGGUGUCUAAAGAGAGAGUGACAGAAUUGGUUUCACCUGAGGAAAUCAGUCCUCCUAUGGACAAAUCUUCAAAGUCAGCUAUGAUUAAUGGUGUUGCCGAGACUGGGAAUGAAAGCACUCCGGUGGAUCCAGAGUGCGUAAACAAGCCGGUGGAUGAUCACAAUGCCAAUCAGUCUGUAAAUACUAGUGAAAUGAGUGAGGAUGGACCUGAUGAUUUGGAUGCUGAUAGGUUAGUUAAAUCAGAAACUAAGCCAGAACAAACUCUCAGGAAAAGAGGAAGGAAACCCAGCUCUUUAAUCACUUCAACGGAACCUUCUGUUCGAGGUGAUAUUGAGAAAGAAACUGAAAGGCUGCCAGACCGUCGGAAAAGUCGCAAGGAAGUUCAUAGUUCAGCUGCUGAGGAUCCAUCUGCUGAGGCAGUUUUGACUUCAGAAAAUGGUAAAGGAUCUUGUAUUCAGGUGUCCUCACCACAAGCAUCAGAGAGCAAGGCUGUAACUGUUGCUUCUGCAUCCCCAAAUGGGAGCCUUCCUGAGGAGAGUCGUCCAAAAAAGUCUGGACGGCCAAAGAAGAAAGAGAACAUGAUUCAAGAAGCUUCCCCAUCCGCAGAUGUUUCUAAGAAGGCGUCUGAAGAGACACCAGCUUCUGAACAACAGAAACGUGCUGGAAAGAGGAUUCCUGCUGGGAUUACUAAUGAAGUUAAGACACCAGCUUCGGAAGAUAAAUCCAAGAAUGAAAUUGGGACCAAAAGUGAUUCAGAGGCAAAACCACUGAAGCAGUCCGGGAAGAAGACUGAUGCAAGCAAUAAUUUGGAAGAUGGGAAACGGCGUGGACGCACAAAAGGUCCUAUGAAGAAGGAUAAAACGAAAUCUUCUGCUAUGGAUGUUGACAAAGAAGUGGUUUCUCCAUCAAAGUCUAACACAAAAUUAGCUAAAGAUGAUGGCCACAUAGAGGAAAUCCCUAAGACGAACUCUAAGAGAAAGCGGACUCCAGGCAAAGUGACAGCAUCUGAUAGUGUAGAGCUUGGUGAGAACCUGGUCGGUUCAAAGGUUAAAGUUUGGUGGCCAGAUGAUGAUAUGUUUUAUGAUGGUGUCAUUGAUUCGUUUGAUUCUGUGAAAAAGAAGCAUAAGGUUUUGUAUAUUGAUGGUGAUGAGGAAAUACUAAAUCUUAAGGAGGAACGAUGGGAGUUGGUUGACGGCAAUUCUCAUUCUGUAUCAGAUGGGGAACAAGCAACUGAACAUGCAAGUCCUGAUACGUCAUCUGACAUGCAAAAGAAGAAGAAAGCAAAAACAAGUUCUGGACCAUCAACUAAGCAAGGAAAGAUGGGGGUUUCACCUAAAGGGAGUGGAGGAGCUUCCUCCAGCAAAUUGAAAGUUGUGUCUACAAAAUCUGGUGAUAAAUCGAAGAAUGACAGUAAAGUCAGUGGCAAAUUGAAAGUUAACACCCCCAAAUCUGGGGCUAAAUCUGAGGAUGAUACCAGUGGUAAAUCCAAGGAUCGUUCCCAAAGAAGUGGUAAAUCCAUUGAUAAUGCUCCCAAAUUGGCUGGCAAAACUAAAGACGAUGGUGCUACACCCAAGACCAGCACCAAAUCCAAGCAAGGCACUCCGAAAACUGCCAACAAGGGUACCUCAAAAACUGCCUCCAAGGACAUGCCAAAAGUCAACACCGAAGAUGCUCCAAAAUCUGCAUCCAAGGCUAGAACUCCCCGGAGCGGCAGGAAAUCAAGUGUUAGUGGUGCUGGCAAGGUCAAAUCUAAUUUGUCAAAGGAGAGAGGUGCUAAGGAUUUGAAGGAAAAAUCACCUGACUUGGCGAAAUCACCCGAAGCUAUGAAGGGGGAGUUACCUGAUACACCGAAGGCAAGAGAAAGUGAGGCAAAGAGUGGUAAAAAGCGGCGCAGAGGAGCUAAAAGCUAAUAUUCAUAGCUUAAUUGCUUUAGUUUUAUGCUGUCAAGCUGUGCUGUUUCUUCUGCAGCAUGCAACCUUUGAACCUUUUUAUGCAGCUUGCUCUGAAGGCCUGUUUACUGUAAGCCAUGGUUUUGUUUAUUUCUCAUUGUCUUCAACAUUCUUCUGAAAUGAUGGCUUGCAUUGGGUAGGGGAUGAGUUAGUCUCUCCGUAUAUUCUUGUUUUAUAUAUGGAAAUAUGUGCUAUUUUUUAAUCCUGAAGUAGAAAAAACAUUUAAGUUUAGCUUCUGUUAUGUUAGAAAGAGUCCUAUGGAUAAUGUGAUAGAUUUUCAUGCUUGCUGUAAAAUAAUUUUUCACUUUUUUUGGCUGCCUAA
Molecule: messenger RNA, 3619 nt
Organism: Cornus florida
Lineage: Eukaryota; Viridiplantae; Streptophyta; Magnoliopsida; Cornales; Cornaceae
Product: sister chromatid cohesion protein PDS5 homolog C-like
Exons: 15
Coding region: 430-3258 (942 amino acids)
Biological process (GO): mitotic sister chromatid cohesion; DNA repair
Cellular component (GO): nucleus; chromatin
Source: RefSeq, a predicted model, not a curated record